CAAAUCAGUAAGUUAAAGAGGCAAGUAAUAGCUCUUCCAAUUGGUCUAGGAACUUUGAACAUUGUGCUCAAAAUCGCUCAUAACUAAUGAAUACAGAUCUGAUGUCAUCACUUGUGUAAAUGAUGGAUCAAUAGGUCAGUGGAGGUUCUCUGCUUUUACAAGAAACCCAAUGGAUACUUCCAGGACCAUGAGUCAUAGCUACACAUUUUUAUAAUAGUUAAUUCUGGUGACACUGAAGGGUAUCGUUGUCGACAUAAUGAGAGGAGAGAAAACCCAUCGCUAUCCUGACUCUAUUCCGGAAGCCUCUCUCCUCUUUCUAGUAUCUUCUUCUAUUUAUCUUUUUCUUCUCUUCCUCUAUUUAUCUUUUUCUUCUCUUCCUCAUAAAUUCACAAAUAACCAAUUGAACUUGGUAACUCAAAAAUCAAGUGUUUUCAGAAAUUUGAAACUUCGUAAUUUCUCAUGGAUUAUUUGGUGUAAAGAACGCUGCCCUAAUUUAGCCUUCAAAACUUGUUUACUGUGCUGCAUAUCCAGCCUGACUUGCUCGCAUAGAUAUAGACAUUCCUGCCCCCAAUGACAUUAAAUGCAAAAAAUGUUUGGGCGGGAUUUCAAAUCCAUUACCAUGCAGUUAUUAGCCCAAGCAUAAUACAACUGCACUAGGCAACAAGCCCUCACUCUUAACAAACGUCACGUACACAAAAUAUCAUUUUACAAUCAAGAACAGCUCCCAACAUUUUCCACAAGCAAAGUACACAAUUGAAUCGCAAUUGACCAUUUACAAACAUAAACAUUAUGCAUUGAAAACUGGGUACCCGAAAAGCUGAUGUGCAAUGGCAAGCGC
Molecule: messenger RNA, 838 nt
Organism: Ilex paraguariensis (yerba mate)
Lineage: Eukaryota; Viridiplantae; Streptophyta; Magnoliopsida; Aquifoliales; Aquifoliaceae
Source: the annotation of a GenBank genome assembly